This is a messenger RNA of Peniophora sp. CBMAI 1063, 1374 nucleotides long. NCBI's taxonomy places the organism in Eukaryota, Fungi, Basidiomycota, Agaricomycetes, Russulales, Peniophoraceae. The record is from the annotation of a GenBank genome assembly.
AUGUCACUGGAGCACAAGAAGAGGGGUGUUAAAAGGAAAAGGGAGGAUGUGCAGGUAGACCUGCACCAAAAGAUAUCCGGAAAACUCUAUCAUGGACUACAACAGGCAAAACACGCCGCUAAGAAGGCCAAAACUUUCGAGACGCAGAAGCUUGUGAAGAAGUUGAAGACAACGAAACCUUCUGGAGAUGCUACAGAUCUACUCAACCUCGAGAGUCAACUAAAAGAGCUGAAAGAAGCCGAUCAUGAACGUCUUGGUGCCAUAGCAUUCUUCAACAAACUGAAGAAAGACAAAGUGCUCUCUCGACAUCCCGACUUCCAGACGGCGUUCGAAGCCGAGCGCGAGCGAGCGUCUCCGGCGACAACUUCUGGUCUAUCUGCUCAGCUUGAAAGCCGCCUUCUGAGCUCUAAAGCGCUCGCUGCUGAGAUCAACUCUACCAUAUCCUCUUUACGGAAGAUAAUUACACCGCCUGCGACCAGCGCCGACGGAGAUGGGCCUACCGAGAACGAGAACGAGGAUGAGGAUGGGCUUACGGAGUCCGUUCAACGGCCUACCAAAGUGGCGAAGCUCACCAAGGAGUCAACGCCUGUAGCCACCAGAGUGAAGCCCACUUCUGUGCCGGUCACCCGUAAUAAUGAGUCGGAUGAAGAUGAAGGCUCUGAAGAAGAGAGCGACGAAUUACCGGAGGCACAAGCCGAGCAGGAUGUCGCAGACGAUGGGUGGGAGUCUGGUUCUGUGGACGAAGACGGCAAUGUCGUCAACAAUCACGACGAGGACGAUUCGGAGAGCGAGUCUUCGGACGCGCCUGCACCGCCUACCACAACGGCUUCGAACAAGUCCAAACCUUCGGAAUCUGUGUUUUUGCCAUCGCUUGCCGUCGGCUUCACGCGCGGAGACUCGGACUCAGACUUCAGCGACAGUGAGGCCAAAGUUGCUGACUCAGUCCGCAAGAAUCGCCGUGGUCAAAGGGCACGGAGAGCUAUAUGGGAGAAGAAGUACGGCAAGGGCGCGAAGCAUCUUAACAAAGGUCAGGACGGAGACGUUCCACCAGGGCACGAUGGAUCUCGUCCGCGCGCUGGUGAGCGGCAGGGUCCUCGGCAGCGGGAUAAUGGGCGCGACUCCCGGCCUGCUCGACCCUCCCAGACGAACGCCGGCAGACCGCCCAGACGCGAUGUUGUGCCGCGCCACCAACAACCACCACAACCGUAUCACAGCGUGCCACAGUCCAACGGCCCUCUGCCGCCGCGAAGGACACAAAAGCCCGCGGAGGAGAAACCCUUGCACCCUUCGUGGGAGGCAAAGAAGCGUUUGAAGGAACAGCAGAGCGCUGGUAUCCGACCUCCAACCGGGACGAAGAUUACAUUCAAUGACUGA